Messenger RNA from Paramecium sonneborni, 1636 nucleotides. The record is from the annotation of a GenBank genome assembly. NCBI's taxonomy places the organism in Eukaryota, Ciliophora, Oligohymenophorea, Peniculida, Parameciidae.
AUGAUAAAAUUUGGAUCUAACUAUGCCUAAAAAAUAUAGCAUUUAUAUUCAAAUAAGCCAUUUUCAUUUGCAGUAUGAUAAUUAAUUGAAUUAUGAAGAUAAUUGGAAGUGGUCCAGCAGGUUUGUAUACUGCUAAACAUUUAUUCAAUGAUAUUGAGAAUAUUAAUAUUCAUGUUUUUGAAUAGGAUCUAUGUCCAACAGGAUUAAUUAGAUAUGGGAUGGCACCUGAUCAUUAAAGAAUUAAGAGAGUCGCAGAAGAAUUGUUGACAAUUAAACAAUAUGAAUAAUGUCAUUAUUUUGGAGGUGUCACAAUUGUAAUAUAUUCUCUCUCUAUUUAUAAAAGGGCAAGGAUAUAACUAUUGAUGAAUUAGAUCAUAUGUAUUCUGCUGUAUUUUAUGCUUUUGGUGCAUAAUGUGAUAAACCAUUAAAUAUUCAAGGAGAACAAUUAAAUAAUGUUUAUUCGGCUCGUUAGAUUGUUAAUUGGUAUAAUAGUCAUCCAAAUUACUAUGAUCUUGAUAUUACAUUUAAGAAUAAAAAUAAUAUAGCAAUCAUAGGGUGUAAAACUAUUUUUAUGUUUUUAGAAAUGGUAAUGUUGCACUUGAUAUUGCUCGUAUAUUUGGAUUAAAUUAAGAAGAAUUAUAAAAGACUGAUAUUAAUGAGAUUUCUAUUGAGAAAUUGAAGAACAAUAAUAUUACUAAUGUAUAUACAAUUAUAAGAGGUAGAUUGUAAUAAUAGGGAGAAGAGGUUUAGUUUAAUCAUAAUUUUCAUUAAAGGAAUUAAGGGAGAUGACAAAAUUAACUUAAUUUAGAUUUUUGCUCUAUAAACCAGAUUUAAUUUAGAGUUUGAAUGAGGAGAGUUAGACUGAAUGUAAAGACUUAGGUAUAAAUUAUGGAAAUGUGGUAUGAUUUUAAUAUAGAAUAUAAUAGACUAGGGGAAAUAGAAGAAAAUUAGAAUUUAUGAGAGGAUUUGAAAUAAUUGAAGAUGAAGCUACAAUGGAUGCAAUUUUGUAAGAGUAGAAUACUAAUGGAAAGAUUAAUGUAAUUUUAAGAUUCUUGCUUACUCCUAUAAAAAUAGAGUAGAUCAAUGAUUAAUUACAUUUGAAACUUUAACAUAAUUAAUUAUCAGGGAAAGCAUUUAAUUAAAUGGCAAUACCAAUAGAGGAAUAAUCAACUAUAAAAUGUGAUAUGAUUAUUAAAUCAGUUGGUUAUCAAUCUCAUAAGUAUUUUAAUUAUAAUCAUUAACAAAUUAUAGUAUAGAUUAACAUCUACCAUGGAACUAUGAAUAAAAUAUAAUAGAUAAUUCAGAUGGAUGUAUAAAAAAAGAUAAUUCUAAAUUGAAAGUGGGAUCAUAUGCUUGUGGUUGGAUAAAAACGGGUCCAAAAGGAGUUAUAGAUUCUACAUUUGGAUCUUCUUAGGAAACUAUAGUUAAUUUUAAGAAUCAUAUGGAUGCUGAUUUAAUCAAAAAUAUUCAUGAUCCAUAUGAAGAAGUGGUGAAUUUACUUAAAUAGAGAUCAAUCAAUUAUAUAGACUUUAAAGUUUGGGAUAGAAUUAAUGAAUUUGAAAUAUAGUAAGGAUUAAAAGUAAAGAAACCUAGGAUAAAAAUAACAAAGAAUAAAGAAUUCUUGUAAUUUUUAUGA